GUAAUGGACGCGAGUUUCUACAUCUCAUUCCACUUGCACACCUCUGCACAUUAACCGCCAUUUUCAUACAACAUGUCCACCAAUCCUCAAGAUGACGCAGAGAGAAUUCGUUUGAAGCGACUCGCGAAGCUCCAAGGAGUAGCUUCCAGCUCUCCUAGCCCCGCACAGACACCUGCCUCUGCGUCGUCGACACCCCCGCUAUCUAAACCCCAGACUCCUCCACCACAACCGAAGCCACAAUCUGUACCGAUAACUAUCAAGCGAUCCGCAGACAUACUUGCACCGCCGCCACCGAAGAAGAAGACACCGAGUACGCCAGCAAAGUUCGAUCUGCCUGCGUGGGAGGACGAAACAAUUCGGACAGUGCUAAAUGUUACCCUGGAUAAAGACCUGGCGGAGAAGACGGGGUGGGAGGUCGUGUGGCUUAAGUCAUUGGCUGUAGAGCUAGAAUCCGAGCUUCCAGAUGUCCCUAAACCUCUCCGUUUGAACAAUGAUAUCUUAGACCGUCUGCUCAUCGCAAGGCUAGAACUGGAUCCUCAAGGCAUGUCAGAUGACCUUGAAUAUCUUCCUGUCCUCGCGUCCUUACAGUCACAAACCGUAUUCGAGUACCUCGUGGCAUGCUGGAAGCAAAUCAAUACUGCCCGAUCUGCCUUGCUGAAGAAGGGAUACUCGCCGCCGGACACACAACGCGCCAUUGAAGUCCUCGACAAGCUUCGAGACCUAGUCAUCAGCUAUGCGGGGCUUACACUGCAGGAGCCGGAGAUGUUCCCUCAACCUACUGGCAAGCCAAUAGGUGCUCCCGAGUUUGUCGCGAACCUCGUUAACCUCUCCUCCCUCGCCGCUCCGCUGCUUUCCGUGCAAAGCUCGAGCAGCGCUGUCCUUUACCCGUCCGAUGUUCAGCCCUUCCUGCAGGACCUCGCAAAGCGCUUCGAUAACGAGGGUCGCGAGCUAAAUGCAGUACUCGGCCCCGUUGUACGCGGAAUGUGCUUCCACGAGUCGCUCUUCCGUCCGGAGGGUCUCGCGGGUGGUGACGCAAGCUGGCGUGGCAUCAUCGGUGGGCUCGAGACCCUCGUCAGUGUGAAGUCCAUCGGGAACAUGAUCACGCGGCUGGACGACUUCAACCCGGCGAAUGCACAGGCGCACAACAUUGAGCUGGUCAGCUUGUUUGGGCCUGUCCUCCGACUAGGCGUCUUUGACCGAGAAUGGCCAUCGAUUGCGGUGGCCUACUUCACGAAGGCCGAGGGACGGCCCGCAACGGAUGUAGAGUCCGCUCGCGCCAGCUUGCGAGGGACGCUGAAGAGUUUACAGGCUUCGAUGUUCCAGAUUCUCAACACUCUCGUUCGCAGCUCGACAGAGGCGCGAGAAGCGGUCUUGAACUAUUUCGCGAGGAUCAUCACGUUGAAUGUCCGUCGUGCCGGUAUGCAGGUUGAACCGGACACGGUCGCGUCAGACUCGUUCAUGGUCAACCUCCAAGCCAUAUUAUUCAGGUUCUGCGAACCCUUCAUAGAUGCCAACUACUCAAAGAUUGAUCGCAUUGACCCACUGUAUUUCGCCCACUCCUCUCGAAUCGACCCCAAGGACGAAACACGCAUCAACGCGACGAGCCAAGAGGCAGAGGAGUGGAGGCAACAGCACGCCAACGAUGGCGCCCCCGCUCCGAACUUCAUUUCAGACAUCUUCUACAUUACGCUCGCGAUGAACCAUUACGGCUACCGGAAGACAAUCACGACGUUUGAAGAGCUUGCGCGGCAGUACGACGAGAUGGAGCGGCACCUCGAACAGCUAGAAGGUGACGGCUCGUGGCGGACUACUCCGUUGCGGGCGCGCAUGGAAGCUGCAAUCAACGCUGUAAAGACGGAAAUGGAUAAGGUGCAGGCGGGGCAGAUGGCGUUCCAGACGCAGCUUGCGGAGCCCGAGCUUGUCUUCCGUGCCAUCAGCUUCACGAACUUCGCCUCGACAUGGCUUAUCCGCUUCGUCGACCCGAAACACCAGCAUCCGAGCCCGGCGGUCGAGUUGCCGCUGCCUAAGGAUGUGCCAACGUCCUUCAAGGUCUUACCUGAGUAUGUCAUCGAGGACAUUGUAGAGUUCCACUUGUUUGCUAUCCGUGCUGCACCGGAGAGUCUCGAGCUGACCGGCAAGGUCGAGCUCAUGAUGUGGGCGCUAACACUCCUGACCUCGACGUGGUACAUCAAGAACCCGUUCCUCAAGUCCAAGAUGGUCGAGGCACUAUCGUACGCCUGCUGGAAAUGGGAUGGACGGAGGAGCAUCCUGGAGUCUACACUCAACACCCAUCCCAUGGCGCUCAAGUAUCUCAUGGCGGCUCUGACUCAUUUCUACAUCGAGGUCGAGCAGACCGGUGCAAGCUCGCAGUUUUACGAUAAAUUCAAUGCUCGACGUGCCAUGACUUACAUCUUUCGCACAAUCUGGAACAACCCCCAACAUCGUGACGCUCUCAAAGCUCAAACGAAGACAAACAUGGACCGCUUCGUUCGUUUUGUCAAUCUCAUGAUCAACGAUGUGACCUACCUUUUGGAUGAAUCUCUGACGGACCUCGCGAAGAUUCAUGACCUCCAGAUGGAGAUGGCCGACACGGAGGCCUUCAGCCGUCAGUCGGUGCAGUACCGUCGGGAGCGAGAGGGCACGCUGCGCUCGCUCGAGCGUCAGACCACGACAUACACACAGCUCGGAAGCUCAACGGUCGCGUUGCUCAAGAUGUUCACGGCCGAGACCAAAGAGCCGUUCAUGGUGCCCGAGAUCGUCGAGCGGCUCGCGGCGAUGCUCGACUACAACCUCGAUGCGCUCGUCGGGCCGCGCUGCCGCGAGCUCAAGGUGAAGAACCAGGAGAAGUAUAAAUUUAACCCCCGCGCGCUGCUGGGCGACAUCCUCGAGGUGUACCUCAACCUGAGCGACCAGGGUGAGUUCGCGCGCGGGGUCGCGAACGAUGGGCGCAGCUACAAGAAAGAGCUCUUCGAGAAGGCGCUAGGCAUCGCGACGAAGCACUUCCUGCUCAAGAGCGAAAACGAGAUCGAACGGCUGCGGCUGUUCGUCGUCAAGGUCGAGGAGACGAAAGCGACGAUCGAGGCCGAGGACGACCUCGGUGAUGUGCCGGAAGAGUUCCUUGAUCCACUCAUGUACACCCUCAUGCGCGACCCGGUCAUCCUACCGAGCUCGCACACCGUCGUGGACCGCUCUACCAUCAAGUCCCACCUCCUGUCCGACGCAAAGGACCCUUUCAAUCGUGUGCCCCUCGUGCUAGAGGACGUUAUCCCUGAUGUAGAGCUGAAGGCGAAAGUAGAUGCCUUCCUUGCCGAGCGCAAGAACAAGAACACGGCAUACGACAAGCCUGAAUCGGAGCUCGUGGACAUGCAUAAGGAUGUGGAUAGCAUGGACACUACGUAAAGUCCCGUAGAAUGCGUACGACUUGUGAGAACACUCAACUUGUACACGUGUAGUCUGUAAUGCGUAUCUUUGGUUCAUGCCGCUUCGCUCUUAUUGUAAGGGCUUAGAGAAUUUGGAUCGACAGAUGACAUAGCC
Messenger RNA from Phanerochaete carnosa HHB-10118-sp, 3534 nucleotides. RefSeq lists its product as uncharacterized. Gene Ontology annotation, molecular function: ubiquitin-ubiquitin ligase activity. Lineage: Eukaryota; Fungi; Basidiomycota; Agaricomycetes; Polyporales; Phanerochaetaceae. The transcript has 22 exons. Gene Ontology annotation, biological process: protein polyubiquitination. Bases 73 to 3399 code for a protein of 1108 amino acids. The record is from RefSeq and is a predicted model, not a curated record. Gene Ontology annotation, cellular component: nucleus; ubiquitin ligase complex; cytoplasm.